Molecule: messenger RNA, 117 nt
Organism: Peronospora matthiolae
Lineage: Eukaryota; Oomycota; Peronosporomycetes; Peronosporales; Peronosporaceae
Source: the annotation of a GenBank genome assembly
AUGACGGAGUUGAUGGGAGGGGGUGAGGAUGGUGGCGUGCUGAGGAACGGAGAAAUGAGAGCGGAUAUGAUGCUGACAGACGUGGACAGCGAAAGAGCGCCGCAGGACGAGUCGUGA